Molecule: messenger RNA, 552 nt
Organism: Spodoptera littoralis (African cotton leafworm)
Lineage: Eukaryota; Metazoa; Arthropoda; Insecta; Lepidoptera; Noctuidae
Source: the annotation of a GenBank genome assembly
AUGGGGACGACGAAAAGACUGAAGAUAACAGUGGUUGGCGAUGGUAUGGUAGGCAAGACGUGCCUGCUAUACGUGUUCACUAAGGACGAAUUUCCCGAAGAAUAUGUACCCACAGUGUUCGACAAUUACGUCGGUCACAUCACGGUGGACGGAGAAGAGGUAGAGAUCGCACUAUGGGACACUGCUGGCCAAGAGGACUAUGAACGGUUAAGGCCACUAUCUUACACACACACAAACUGCUUCCUCGUGUGCUAUUCAGUGGGCACUCGUUCGUCAUUCGAAAACGUGAUCCACAAAUGGUACCCAGAGCUAAAACACUUCAAUGAAAAAGUACCCAUUGUAUUAGUUGCUACUAAAACUGAUCUGCGAGCAUCGGGCAACGCAGUUGUCACUACACAGGAAGGAAAGAAAUUAAAAAAGAAAAUUAGAGCGGUGCAGCUGGUGGAGUGCUCGGCGCUGGAGAGAGUCAACAUUCACGAGGUCUUCGAGGAGGCCGUGCGCGCCGCUCUACGCAAAACCCCCGUGCACAAGCGCACCUGCCAGUAUCUCUGA